AUGGCGACUGAAUAUCCAAUCUCUUAUUUAAGCUGGAACGACAGCGCGCCCGCUUCCAUUAUUCUCAUCCACGGCGCUCUGGUGACUGGCAGUUGGUGGGACCUCGUCGUUCCUUAUCUCUCAACCAAAUAUCACGUUUUGGCCCCCGACCUGCCGGGCCACGGCCAAUCGUCCCAACAAGAAUUCUCAGUUCAGUCUGCCGCAGAUUUGCUGGCACAACUUAUUCGCGACAAGGCGAUUGACUCGCACGCACACGUUAUAGGACACAGUCUAGGCGCUCGAGUAGCCAUCCAGCUCGCAUGUACCUAUCCCGACCUGGUGCAAUCAGUAUUUGUAUCGGGAUUCAUGUCAAUUCCUCGCACCGUCUUCACACCUUACAUUCCCCGUGCGGUAUGGGUAAUGCAGCAUGUCGAAAACCUGAUACCGAGGUCGGUGAUUCGAUGGGCUAUGAACGGUACCGAUAUUCCUCAUAACACAAGUGCAACCACGCUCAAGCUUUGCCAGCAAAUUGCGGCACCUUCACCUGAAUUGCAAUGGCCGUCACCUUGGGCUGCUAGGACCUUGAUUGUGGUUGCUGCAAAAGGGGGGCUAGUACCCAGUGGCGAUAGCAAGGAGGUUGGCCUUCGGUUAAUGAAGACUGGCCGCGAGGGCAAUCCUGAGACGAUUGCUUACUUCCAUUCGGAGAUGCGACAUCCGUGGAAUCGGCAAAAUCCGAAGCUCUUUGCGGAUACUGCCAAGGCUUGGAUUGAAGGGGAAGAUAUACCCGAUGGGUUUGAAAAGCUUGUGCAUGAAUAA
Penicillium hordei is the source of this 795-nucleotide messenger RNA. RefSeq lists its product as uncharacterized. Bases 1 to 795 code for a protein of 264 amino acids. NCBI's taxonomy places the organism in Eukaryota, Fungi, Ascomycota, Eurotiomycetes, Eurotiales, Aspergillaceae. The record is from RefSeq and is a predicted model, not a curated record. The transcript has a single exon.